AUGCUCUUCCAGUUGGAAUUCUUUGUCUACUUUCCUGUCAAGUUUUGCAAAAAACCCCCCAAGAAUUAUAUCCCGGACAUCGAGCUGGAAGAACGCUAUACUAUCUCAGCCCAAUUCACCAUCGCCCAAGAAGGGCAGACACUUGCCAGACAGUUUUCCCAUCCCUACAAAAAAGUGGGAGAAGACGACCAGGAGUAUGCAAAGAGCCUCUACUGGCGGAACGCAGCUUUCGCGGCUCACUUUCAACCCGGGUCGGCUAGAAGAAAGGAUAGGGCACUCGACCAGUAUUCGUCACCAAAGAGCAUGGCAGUGGGCCGAGUAAGACCUUCAGUUAAGCACUGUGGGGCGGCCUUUGUCUCCUCUGCACUAGAUCUGCGCGGUUUCGCACAAAUAAAACCUGAGGGUAGUGAUGGUAGCGUCAACACCGGUGGCGCAGCAGCCGCUUUGAAAACCAUUCCCACCUUCUUCGAUGGUGGCGCCGCGGAUGAACUUCUCCCUUGUCCACCUUUUCCUUCGCCUUCCCUCUUGCCAUCCUUUCGACGUCUACAAUCGUCACGGUGA
Messenger RNA from Echinococcus granulosus, 561 nucleotides. RefSeq lists its product as hypothetical. The transcript has 3 exons. Lineage: Eukaryota; Metazoa; Platyhelminthes; Cestoda; Cyclophyllidea; Taeniidae. The coding region runs from base 1 to 561 and encodes 186 amino acids. The record is from RefSeq and is a predicted model, not a curated record.